AUGCCUAUCAUUCCAAGAAACUCGCCAGGGUUGGCCUGGUCUACGAGAGACAAAGUCUAUCUUGCCAUCGUUGGCCCGUUGAUGCUUGCAGCUGUAUUCGAAUGGGUGCUUUGGCUUGGAGCUUUCCUCUACUGCCUGGUCAAGGUGUUUAUAAAAGCGGACCAUUGGACUAUAAGGGUUCUCGCCGUGGUGAUGAUGGUUUUGUUUUCGAUACUGCGCUUGGCCUUCCUUCCAGUCAUGCUUGUGACGCUCCCGUUGCCGCCACAGAUCACGAUUCACUUCCCUAGAGGAAUGACCCAUGGUUUCCAAAUAUUCGCAUUCUGGGCCUUCUCCGUGCUUCUGAUCUGUCCCUGGCUCUUCUGCGUUUAUGGACUAACCACAAACACCCUGGGGAGGAAAAAGAUGAUUAAACGCGUGCUAGAUGAUCGGACAGCCCCGAAGACUGUGAUUGUCAUGCCCGUGUACAAGGAGGAACCAAAUAUCUUGAUCAAAGCGAUCGACUCCGUAGUUGAUUGUGACUAUCCGGCGAAUUGUAUCCACGUCUUCCUGUCAUACGAUGGUGACAAUGUGGACGAGCCUUAUCUCUGUGUCCUCGACCAUCUCGGUGUCCAGGCAAGAUUGACGAGCUAUCCUCAAAGCAUCGAUUGCACUUAUAAAGGCGCCCGUAUUACUAUCUCUCGAUUCAAACACGGCGGGAAAAGACGUUGUCAGAAGCACACAUUCAAGCUGAUCGACAAGGUCUAUGCGGAGUACCUCAAGAGGCACGACGAUCUGUUUGUCCUCUUCAUCGACUCGGACUGUAUCCUGGAUCGUGUUUGUCUGCAAAAUUUCAUGUACGACAUGGAACUGAAACCAGGCAGCCAGCGCAAUAUGCUUGCAAUGACGGGCAUCAUUACUUCUACCACGGAAAGGAAUAGCUUGCUGACCAUCCUCCAAGACAUGGAAUAUGUCCAUGGUCAGCUUUUUGAACGAUCCGUUGAGUCUGGUUGUGGAGCUGUGACUUGCCUUCCUGGGGCUCUGACUAUAUUACGCUUCUCAGCCUUCCGAAGGAUGGCCAAGUAUUAUUUCUCGGACAAGGCUGAGCAAUGCGAGGAUCUUUUUGACUACGGAAAGUGUCAUCUCGGGGAAGACCGAUGGCUUACUCACCUGUUCAUGAUCGGUGCCCAGAGACGGUACCAGAUCCAGCUGUGUACGACCGCGUUCUGCAAGACCGAGGCCGUCCAAACAUUCAAGACACUUUUGAAGCAACGCCGAAGAUGGUUUUUAGGGUUUAUCACCAACGAGGUGUGCAUGAUCACCGACUACCGACUUUGGCUGCGCUAUCCCCUCCUGUGUAUAAUUCGCUUCCUGCAAAACACGAUCCGGACAACUGCACUGCUGUUUUUCAUCUUGGUAAUCGCACUGAUCACAACCUCGAAAAGGGUGGGGGAUCUUCCCGUCGGAUUCAUCGCAGUCUCCCUAGGCUUGAACUAUUUGCUCAUGCUAUACUUUGGCUUCCGUCUCAAACGUUACAAAGCAUGGCUUUACCCAAUUAUGUUCGUCCUAAACCCCUUCUUCAACUGGAUCUAUAUGGUCUAUGGGAUUUUCACAGCCGGCCAGCGCACUUGGGGAGGCCCACGUGCAGAUGCUGCCACUGCCGACGACCAUACCACGCCGGGCGAAGCAGUUGCAAAGGCAAUAGAGCAAGGUGAUGAGCUCAAUGUGGAUGUCGAUACCUUCCGCACGAAUCUGGUGCGCCGGGGAUCCGUUCCUGUUCGCCCAGCGGAGAAUGUCGAAGGGCGAUUUGCACCUGCUGAACAACUUCGUGAUGGGUUUUAUGUCAACACAGCCGGGCCUGCGCUCGCACGAAGGGCCACUAUGUUGGAGAAACCUCGUUACCAAUUGCCUCGGUUCCAACAUUCAGCUGAGUCUGUGCUCACUACAUCAUCCGAUUGCCAUUCUAGCCCGGUGGUCAUGCCACAAAACGUGGAAAACUUAGUCAUGAGUGAAGAAGACCAAAGGAAGCUCUAUUAUGCCCGCCAAGGGAGGGCAUCAACGGGCCAAAUGAACCACGAGGGCCAUCGCCAUGAUCCUGUCAACUCUCCUCUGGGCGGUCUCCCUCUGCAAUCUCCGGUUUCUGUUUCCGAUUCCGAUGAAGUCUUGGGAAUGACUCGCCCACCCCAAGCGCAUCGAAUUGGCCGUGAGAAAACAAUUCUUCCUGUCCACCCGGCAGAGUCAUCGGCUUCUCCUGAGGCGAUUGUCUAA
This is a messenger RNA of Penicillium bovifimosum, 2244 nucleotides long. RefSeq names its product chitin synthase D (gene chsD). The record is from RefSeq and is a predicted model, not a curated record. Gene Ontology annotation, molecular function: chitin synthase activity. The transcript has 3 exons. NCBI's taxonomy places the organism in Eukaryota, Fungi, Ascomycota, Eurotiomycetes, Eurotiales, Aspergillaceae. The coding region runs from base 1 to 2244 and encodes 747 amino acids. Gene Ontology annotation, cellular component: cell periphery; cell septum.